UUAGGCUAGACAAGAUGUCUAUCAUUCUUUAUCCUUGUUUAAUUAUUACUUUUACGACAAUAACUUGCAAAGGUGCCGUUACAAAUAUAUCAGGUGUUGGAUAUCAAGGAUACGUGACAAUCCAAAAUGAUAACGGUAUUGGCGUUAGCGUAGUUGGUCAUACUUCCAAUGGUCAAACCCCAUUCAGUGAUUUAAACUUUUACACUCCUCCUGGAAUGACUGUAAAGAAAAAUGGAGACACAAUGAUGUACACAUAUCCUAUAAAUAACAACAGAGGCAUAGCAACCGGUUCUAUCCAGAUGAAACCAGGAUCUAUAUCAGUUUCUUCAUCUACUUAUACCAAAUCACCAACAUUUUAUUGGCCAAACAUUCCAAGAUUGGAUCCAAUAAUGCCAAUGUUUAACAAUUUCAUCUUUCCUCCAAUUAAUUAUCGACCACCGAAUGUAGAACCUUGGUUUGCUAGGAAUAUGAUAAAUAGCUUGAACCCGUUAAAACCGGUUUUGAAAAAUCCUUUUAUGCAACAAAAUUUAGAUCAGCUUUUAAACGUGUGGUAAUAAAUUACGAGGCGUACAUUAAAUUAUCACGAUUAACCGUGGGCUUCUGAUACUUAAAACUAUAUCUAGCAUUCCUGUCUUUCAACAUUGACAAAACGCAGAUAAAAAUAUGAUUUAAGCGGAGAUUUUGGUCUCCGAAACCCACAGUUAGCUGACAAGAUAUAUCAGUAAGACACAAUUCAUAAAAAUUUAUGAGUUUUUAGUUUUUUUUUCUUCAAGAAGUUUCUAGAAAUACAGAUAAUAUGAUAAGAUUUUAAUUAUUCGUUCGUUGACCCCAAAGAAGCAUUUUCAACUAUGCAAAAUGUUUGGUUAUCUAGUUAAUUAA
Molecule: messenger RNA, 879 nt
Organism: Papilio xuthus (Asian swallowtail)
Lineage: Eukaryota; Metazoa; Arthropoda; Insecta; Lepidoptera; Papilionidae
Exons: 2
Coding region: 15-554 (179 amino acids)
Source: RefSeq, a predicted model, not a curated record